Ctenopharyngodon idella (grass carp) is the source of this 1071-nucleotide messenger RNA. RefSeq lists its product as uncharacterized. Lineage: Eukaryota; Metazoa; Chordata; Actinopteri; Cypriniformes; Xenocyprididae. The coding region runs from base 1 to 1014 and encodes 337 amino acids. The record is from RefSeq and is a predicted model, not a curated record. The transcript is spliced from 2 exons.
AUGUGGUACAGAGGAAGAAAUACUCUCCAGAAUCCGGCACUGCUAUACAUAAAAGAAACUGGCACAGACCCUUCAUGUGAGUCUGACCUGAAAGCCAAUCCUCACCCUUCCUCACCACCAACACCCAGUCUUGCAAGUCGACCAGUGAGGGUGGACAAACAAUCGUCUCUGUCUGAAAGCCCUGUUGCUGUGUCCACAAACAUGCCUGCACUGGAACCAACCCAUGUUCCUGUGAAGCCUGUAUCUGGACAGAACAAGUCAGGUGGACAUUGCUUUUUGCCAGAGACUGAAGAGAAGACAUCUGUUUCAGGUGUAAGACCUCCAGGGCAUCGAGGAGCCUGGUCUCCUAAGCGUUUCAUGGAAGUGUCAGUGAAAAACAUCAUAUACCCUUCAUGUGAGUCUGACCUGAAUGUCAGUGCUGACCCUUACUUAUCCCUUCUCGCUGAUCUUGCGAGUCGACGAGUGAGAGUGGACAAACGUAUGUCUCUGCGCCAACACCCUGUUGCUGUGUCCACAAACAUGCCUGUUUCUGUGAAGGUUUUCGCUGGACAGAAGUCUGUUUCAGAUGAAAGACCUCCAGGACAUCGAGGGCCCAGACUUUGUACAAAUUUAAUUGAUGUGAGAAACAUCGCAGAACCUUCAUGCGAGUCUGAUCUGCAAGCAAUUGCUCACCUUUCCUUACCCCGACUGCCCAGUCUCGCAAGUAGACCAGUGAAGGUAGACAAACGCAUAUCUCUGUGUGAACGUCCUGUUGCUGUGUCCACGAACAUGUCUGUUCUGGAAAUAACCUGUGUUCCUGUGAAGCCUGUUGCUGACCCACAGAAAAGAGGCAGUGUUGUUGUGGCAAGGAAUCUCACGUCUUUUCAGAGUCCAUUUCACGAUGAGGAUGUCAAGAUGAAGAGGGCUCAGCCACCAAAAAGAAUCCAUCCUCUGGUCAGAAGAUUUGCCUUUGCAGGCAAGAAGCCAGACUCCACUGCUUGUACCAGUUUUAAACCCCAGACCCUGUCUCUUUAAGCUUAUAAAGCAUCCACACACAUAACAAAAAGAUAUUAAAAAAUGUGCAUCUAAAAA